Medicago truncatula (barrel medic) is the source of this 1300-nucleotide messenger RNA. Its product is annotated as nicotinate N-methyltransferase 1. The record is from RefSeq and is a predicted model, not a curated record. The coding region runs from base 110 to 1174 and encodes 354 amino acids. The transcript is spliced from 4 exons. Lineage: Eukaryota; Viridiplantae; Streptophyta; Magnoliopsida; Fabales; Fabaceae. Gene Ontology annotation, molecular function: O-methyltransferase activity; protein dimerization activity.
AAAUUCAGUUUCUACUAUCUACACAUAAAUUCUUUCUUAAACUAUCUACUACUCUCUCUAGUCCAAACCAAACACAAAAACCACACAAAAACCAUCAUCAAAACCAACAAUGGCAGAAACCAACACAGAAGCUCAAAAACAAGCAAGACUAGCCAUCCUCGAGCUAGCAAACAUGAUAAGCAUUCCUAUGUCACUUCACGCCGUCGUCCGUCUCAACGUCGCCGACGCAAUAUGGGAAGGUGGUGCAAACGCGCCACUCUCUGCUGCUCAGAUCCUAGCGCGUGUUGUUCCUGGUGGCGGCGGCGACGCCGAGAAUCUUCAGCGAGUGUUACGUAUGCUGGCGAGUUAUGGGGUGUUUGAAGAGCAUAUUGGGGAUGGUGAGAGGAAGUACUCAUUGACUAAUGUUGGGAAAACACUUGUUAGUGAUGAGAAUGGAGUUUCGUACGGUGCUUAUGUGCUUCAACACCACCAGGAUGCAUUGAUGAGAGCAUGGCCAUUGGUACAUGAAGCAGUAUUGGACCCAUCAAAGGAACCUUUUGAGAGGGCAAAUGGAGAAGGAGCAUAUGACUAUUACCUAAAGAAACCAGAGAUGAAUGAGUUAAUGUUGAAGGCCAUGGCAGGGGUAUCAGUGCCUUUCAUGAAGGCCCUUUUUGAGAGUUAUCAUGGCUUUCAAAAUGUGGAGAAGCUAGUUGAUGUUGGUGGUAGUGGUGGUGAUUGUCUUCGUAUGAUCUUGCAGAAAUAUCCUAAUAUUAAACAAGGGUUCAAUUUUGAUCUUCCUGAAGUUGUGGCUAAAGCACCACAAAUUCCAGGUGUAACUCAUGUGGGUGGUGACAUGUUCAAAUAUAUUCCCCAAGCAGAUGCGAUCUUCAUGAAGUGGGUGCUAACAACAUGGACAGAUGAAGAAAUCAAACACAUAAUGCUAAACUGUUACAAGGCACUCCCAGCCGGAGGCAAACUAAUUGCUUGUGAGCCAGUGUUGCCAGAGACUUCAGAUGAUAGCCACAGAACAAGGGCAUCGCUCGCAGGCGACAUAUUUGUGAUGACAAUCUACAGAGCUAAAGGAAAGCACAGGACUGAAGAACAGUUUAGGCAACUUGCAAUUUCUGCAGGUUUCAAUCUUUUCAAAUCCUUUCAUGUGGACUAUUUCCACAUUGUUCUUGAGUUUCAGAAAUGAAAUUAGACAACUCUUUGUCGUGGAUUUUGUAAGCUUUGACUUGUAUUUGUAAUCGGUGAUAAUAAGGAUGGCAUUUACAGCGAUCCAAAAUAAAUUUGAACAACGAAAUAUAUCAAUGGUCCUUAA